Molecule: messenger RNA, 3290 nt
Organism: Sciurus carolinensis (gray squirrel)
Lineage: Eukaryota; Metazoa; Chordata; Mammalia; Rodentia; Sciuridae
Gene: Nags
Product: N-acetylglutamate synthase
Exons: 7
Coding region: 67-1668 (533 amino acids)
Biological process (GO): glutamate metabolic process; L-arginine biosynthetic process
Cellular component (GO): mitochondrial matrix
Molecular function (GO): arginine binding; L-glutamate N-acetyltransferase activity, acting on acetyl-CoA as donor
Source: RefSeq, a predicted model, not a curated record
ACACCCCGUGCCGAGUGCUACAGAGAGAUCGCCACCCGUGGGGGACCGGCGGGGUUGGUUCUCAUCAUGGCGACAUCGAGGGUGGCCGCUACCCUGCGGACCGCUGCUACCGGCGGGAGGCUGCGCGGCCCACGAGGCACUGGGGGCGCACGGAGGCUGAGCGGCAGCACACGGCGGCGGGCCGCUGGGGGUGCUAGCCCCGGACGCCGGCUCCGCACCGCGUGGGCACGUGCCCAGUCCCAGCCCAAGGAGACCGAGGGCACUGAGGACCCACCACAAUCACAGUCGCCCACCACAAUCGAGCCGUUGUGGACGCCGCCUCCUGCGCCUCCCGAAACCCCCGCGCCCCCGGCUAGCCGUUCCCUGGUGCAACGGGACAUCCAGGCCUUUCUGAACCAGUGUGGGGCAAGCCCCGGGGAGGCGCGCCACUGGCUCACUCAAUUCCAGACCUGUCACUACUCCGCAGACAAGCCCUUCGCCGUCAUGGAGGUGGACGAGGAGGUGUUCAAGUGUCCGCGGGACGUAUCCAGCCUGGCCUUCGCCCUGGCCUUCCUGCAGCGCAUGGACAUGAAGCCGCUGGUGGUCCUGGGGCUGCCGGCCCCCACAGCACCCUCGGGCUGUCUUUCAUUCUGGGAGGCCAAAGCACAGCUUGCCCAGAGCUGCAAGGUGCUGGUGGACGAGCUGAGGCACAACGCAGCCUCUGCAGUGCCUUUUUUUGGCGGCGGGUCAGUGCUGAGCGCGGCAGAGCCAGCUCCCCAUGCCAGCUAUGGCGGCAUCGUCUCGGUGGAGACGGACCUGCUGCAGUGGUGCCUGGAGUCCAGCAGCAUCCCCAUCCUGUGCCCCAUUGGGGAGACGGCCGCGCGCCGCUCGGUGCUUCUUGAUUCUCUGGAGGUGACCGCGGCGCUGGCCAAGGCACUGCAGCCCACCAAAAUCAUCUUCCUCAAUAACUCAGGCGGCCUGCGUGACACCAGUCAUAAGGUCCUGAGUAACGUGAACCUGCCCGCGGACCUGGACCUGGUGACCAACGCGGAGUGGGUGAGCACCAAAGAACGGCAACAGAUACGUCUCAUCGUGGAUGUGCUCAGUCGCCUGCCCCACCACUCCUCGGCUGUCAUCACCGCCGCCAGCACGCUGCUCACCGAGCUCUUCAGCAACAAGGGCUCAGGGACCCUGUUCAAAAAUGCCGAAAGAAUGCUGCGAGUACGCACCCUGGACAGCCUGGACCAGAGGCGCCUGGUGAACCUGGUCAACGCCAGCUUUGGCAAGAAGCUCCGGGACGACUACUUGGACUCUCUGCGCCCGCGGCUGCACUCCAUCUACGUCUCUGAGGGGUACAAUGCUGCGGCCAUUCUGACUCUGGAGCCCGUACUCGGGGGGACCCCGUACCUGGACAAAUUUGUAGUGAGUUCCAGCCGCCAGGGCCAAGGCUCCGGACAGAUGCUGUGGGAAUGCCUGCGGCGGGACCUGCAGAUGCUGUUCUGGCGUUCCCGAGUCACCAACCCCAUCAAUCCCUGGUACUUCAAGCACAGUGACGGCAGCUUCUCCAACAAGCAGUGGAUCUUCUUCUGGUUUGGCCUAGCAGAUAUCCGGGACUCCUAUGAACUGGUCAACCAUGCCAAGGGGCUGCCAGACUCCUUCUGCAAGCCAGCUUCUGAUCCAGGAAGCUGACCCUUGCCACAGGCCCUGUAGGCCUUGGGACGGCCAGGUGGACAGAAAGCCAUGCCUGCUGAGGGUGACCCCAGGCAGCCACGGGCUGGUUGGGGCUUGUUGGCUGAGUAAUUUGCACAGGAGGAAGCAGCCCUAGCUCUGCCCAGAGGGAACACCAAAGUGGAACAAGUACAAGGAAGAAGGACCAGCUGAAGGCUUUGAAGCCACAACCAGGUGGCCUUCAAUUUUCAGCCUGGGGACUGGGAUGGGGUGGGGGGUGGUACCCUGGAGGGCUCUACUUGGGGCAAACCUUAAGGAUAGGCCAGUUUCUGCACCUCUGUGCCAUUCUAAGGCUCCCUUGCCCACAUCUCUCUCUCACACCGACACCACCUGAUAUUCUAUCACUCACUCUAAUUCCUUUGGGUCUUGCAGUUUUUCAGAAGGCCUUGAUUAAAAUGCAAAUACUUAUGUGAGUCAGUUCACACUUGAAAGGAAAUUAGCAGUGACCCUCUGGGAUCAAGAACUUGAGAGUCAGAGAACCAGGGGACUUCUAGAGUAAAGGAGAAAAUGAGAUGAAGGGCCCCAAGGAUGAAGGCUGCCACCAUCUCCUCACCUGGUGCCAGCUUUCUCCUGGGUCAGAAAACCUCCAUCUGACAGUCCAGACUAAGAGAAGCCCCAGCCUCCACUCCCUGGGGGAGGCCUCCCCCUCCAACUCCCUUUCCAGGCUGGGCCCAGAGCAAGCCCAGAUAGCAGUGGCUCAUUUUUUACCUACAAUAGCCCAGAGAAGCCCUAGGAUAGCUUUGGCUUCAAAGUUUAGACUUGAACGUGUCCCCCCAGCCUCAGUGGAGCUUGUGUCACCUCUGCAAGACCAGCAUGCCUCAGAGGGGCAGGAAUCCAAAGCCCAGACAUCUCACUCACUAUUUUUUGAACCAUGUGUCAGAUGCCUUACUGGAUACUAGGAUUAUUUUCUGUCCAAAAGUGCAUGGAAAAAUAGGGACAUGGUCAAUUAAGAGCCCCUCUUAGUGACAAAACCCAGGCCCCAGGAAAACUCUGUCUUCCCUCAAGAAACAUGUGUCUCAAGACACAUCUGGGCUUGGAUAUUAGACACAUCUGACCCAGGAUUCCGCUCUGUGGUUGGACUUGCUCUGCAGCAUGGGGUAAGCUGCUUACCUUCUCUGAGCCUCCAUCCCCUCAUGUGAAAAUGUAAAAUGCUUGGCGAAGUGGACACAACCUUAGUUCACUCCCUCUAAUUGCCCUUGCUGAAGUUUUCUUCAAAAGAGCUGGUCCCAAAUGGGGAGGGAAAGAGAGACUGAUGAAAGAAAUCAAAAGUAUAAACAAUAGUAAAGAUUCUGAGAGGUUUUGCUGUUUUGCAGAGCUGGGGACUAAACCUAGGGCCUUGCACAUACUAGGCAAGUGCUCUGCCACUGAGCUACACCCCAGCUCAGAUUUUGAAAUUCUGGAAGUGAGCCAAAGAACUGUGGAACUUUCAGAACAGGGGAAACCAUGGGAGGAUCAAGGCUGGGCUUAACCAGAUAUGGUCUUUCGAGAAACCCGCAAUCAAUCCCAGCCAAUGGCAAAGUGCCCCACCAGGAAAACAGAAACGUGAAGCCAAAUGUCUAUAUAAAGUGUUUAUUUUUGGAGGA